AUGGGCAAGUCGUCCAAGGACAAGCGCGAUGCGUACUACCGGCUGGCCAAGGAGCAGGGCUGGCGCGCCCGCAGCGCCUUUAAACUGCUGCAGCUCGACGAGGAGUUCGACCUCUUCUCGGGCGUGACCCGCGUGGUGGACCUGUGUGCGGCGCCUGGCAGCUGGUCGCAGGUGCUGUCGCGGGUGCUGAUCAAAGGCGAGAAGUUUGGCCGCGCCGCCUGGCAAGACCGCGAGGCCGAGCUGCGGCAACAGAUGCUGGGCGUGCUGCGGAUGGACGGCGGAAAAGAGAGGGAAGACAGCCGGGCUGCGAGCACGACUUCCCUCCCGUCCACCAUCCGCUCAGACGUCAAGAUCGUGUCCAUCGACCUGCAGCCCAUCAGCCCGCUGCCGGGCAUCGUGACCCUGCGCGCCGACAUCACCCAUCCGGCCACCGUGCCUCUGCUGCUUCAAGCUCUGGAUCCUGAGAGGCAACAGCCCGACAGCGAGGACACGUCCGACAGCACGGCCGCCAUCGUCGCCGACAACCCGGUCGAUCUCGUGCUCAGCGACGGCGCCCCCGAUGUCACCGGCCUUCACGAUCUCGACAUGUACGUGCAGUCGCAGCUGCUCUUCGCCGCCCUCAACCUCGCUCUCUGUGUCCUGCGGCCUGGUGGCAAGUUCGUCGCCAAGAUCUUCCGCGGUCGCAACGUCGACCUGCUCUUCGCCCAGCUCAAGCUCUUCUUCCGCCGCGUCGUCGUCGCCAAACCGCGCUCUUCGCGCGCCAGCAGCGUCGAGGCUUUCAUCGUCUGCCUCGACUUCUGUCCGCCUGCCGGCUUUCGCGCCAGCCUUGAACGUCCACUCGGCAUCGGCUACGACAACCAUAUCACCGCCGACCCGACCGUCGAUCUUGGCCCUUCGCCUGCCGUUAGUAGCAAGGUCGAUGAAAUCGAGUACGAGGACCUCACCACCAAUACCAGUGGCCGCGACGCCCGCUGGAUCGCCCCCUUUGUGGCCUGUGGCGAUCUAUCGGCCUUUGACUCGGACGCUUCCUACAAGCUGCCCGAAGAUCACGUGUCUCUUGAUCCCGUCCAGCCACCCACAGCUCCCCCGUACAAGAGGGCGCUGGAGAUGCGCAAGGCAGCCGGUGGCGCCUACGGAAAGACAAUGGCACGCGCCUAG
Grosmannia clavigera kw1407 is the source of this 1158-nucleotide messenger RNA. RefSeq names its product trm7-like tRNA methyltransferase. Gene Ontology annotation, biological process: tRNA methylation; cytoplasmic translation. The record is from RefSeq and is a predicted model, not a curated record. The transcript is spliced from 2 exons. The coding region runs from base 1 to 1158 and encodes 385 amino acids. NCBI's taxonomy places the organism in Eukaryota, Fungi, Ascomycota, Sordariomycetes, Ophiostomatales, Ophiostomataceae. Gene Ontology annotation, molecular function: tRNA methyltransferase activity. Gene Ontology annotation, cellular component: cytoplasm.